Messenger RNA from Rhinolophus ferrumequinum (greater horseshoe bat), 558 nucleotides. It is a transcript of the gene LEAP2, whose product is annotated as liver enriched antimicrobial peptide 2. The transcript is spliced from 3 exons. Gene Ontology annotation, biological process: antimicrobial humoral immune response mediated by antimicrobial peptide; defense response to bacterium. The coding region runs from base 93 to 326 and encodes 77 amino acids. The record is from RefSeq and is a predicted model, not a curated record. Lineage: Eukaryota; Metazoa; Chordata; Mammalia; Chiroptera; Rhinolophidae.
AUGAGAGAGGCAGAUUUCAGUCUAUAAAAGGAAGUGGGAACUGUCCCUGGCUUUCACAGGCUCCAACAUCCCGCCCCCACCCCCGUGUCACGAUGUGGCACCUCAAACUCGUUGCACUGCUUGUGAUCUGUCUGUUGCUGUUGGGCCAGGUAGAUGGCUCUCCAAUACCAGAGCUGAGUUCAGCAAAGAGAAGGCUGCGGAGAAUGACCCCCUUUUGGAGAGGGGUUUCCCUCAGGCCCAUUGGAGCCUCUUGCCGGGACGAUUCUGAGUGUAUCACCAGGCUAUGCAGAAAAAGACGCUGUUCCCUAAGUGUGGCCCAGGAGUGAUGGACAUACGAGGGAAAGAGGACAGCACUCUCCUACAAUGCUCCGUUCUAUGGAAUAUUGAGUAACUGCAUUUUGGCUGGAGACACUUAAGUGAAGCAAUCUUGUGUUUUUAAAAUUUAAAGACAGAUGUAUGCUUUAAUUUGGUCUCCGUUUCUUUUUAGAAUGCUGAUAUUUAGAUGAGCAUAAACUUGUCAAUUUAGAGUUUAUUUUUCUACGUAUACUAUUAAAUGUC